This is a messenger RNA of Ipomoea nil (Japanese morning glory), 1113 nucleotides long. RefSeq lists its product as uncharacterized. The record is from RefSeq and is a predicted model, not a curated record. Lineage: Eukaryota; Viridiplantae; Streptophyta; Magnoliopsida; Solanales; Convolvulaceae. Bases 1 to 1113 code for a protein of 370 amino acids. The transcript has 2 exons.
AUGGAAAAAGAAACAACUCGUGACUACAUUCCCCACUUGGUCUCAAUUGGUCCCAACCAUUAUGGAAAUCCCAAACUUUCUGACAUGGAAACUCAGAAGACAGAGCUUCUUGAUCUUGAAUCCAGGGAAUGGAAUUCCCAAAAGGCAUCAUCCCUCACAAACGCUUUGCUAGAAUUGGAAGAGAAGACUAGAAAAUGCUAUCCCCAUAGUUUCAACCACAUGGAUGGGGAUGCAUUUGUGAGGAUGAUGCUCACAGAUGCAUUCUUCCUCAUAAACCUCUUCACAGAUUACCCCAAAUUCCGCAAGGUCCCCUUUUUCAUCCUUGCCAAGGUGUACGUUAUAUUGACCGAUAACGAAUCAGCCGAUAGUUUGAAGAAGCUGGCGCUUCAAUUCUUCAAACAAUUAGUUCCCUUUGGCAAAGCGGCAGAGAGUUCUACUUCAAGAUCGCCAGAAAACCCCAAACAUUUGCUGGAUUUGUUUCAUAGUAGUUUCGUUACUCAAAAGGAUAGAUCAGAGGAAAGCACAACUAACCCAUCAUCACAUAAAAUGGAAACCAAGUUUUGGGUCGACAAUGCCUCAACACUAAGGUCUAAAGGAGUUACAUUCAUUGCAAGGGAAGCUAGGAGGAUUAUGCCACUGGAUAUUGAAUUCAGCUGGCUAGGACUCCUCAGAAUUCCAACGCUUUAUAUCGAUGAAAGAAACAUGAGGGUCCUCAAAAGCCUGUUGGCAUACGAGCAAGGAUCACGUGAAGUAAAGCCAUAUUUCAGCUGUCUUGCAGUGUUCUUCUCCAAUAUCGCAACCACUAAACGUGAUGUGAAGCUUCUGAGGGAGGCAGGGAUUAUCCAGCACCAACUCCAUAGUGAUAAAAAGGUUGUUAGUCUUUUCCAAGAACUCUACGAAGCGGUUGAGUAUAGCUCCGACGAGGAUUGCCUGCUCAAAUGUGAGGUUGAGCGUAUUAAUAGAUUUGCUGCGGCAUUUGUUCCGGGAAAGUUUAUUAGUUACGCCAAGAGAAUAUUGUUGGCAAACUUUGUCCCUUUCGUUGUGUUGUUUGUUACUUUAUUCUUAUCUUUGUCACCAGCUGAUACCUUAAAACCCUUUAGAAUUAGAGCCUAG